Rhinocladiella mackenziei CBS 650.93 is the source of this 1473-nucleotide messenger RNA. RefSeq lists its product as uncharacterized. The record is from RefSeq and is a predicted model, not a curated record. Gene Ontology annotation, biological process: DNA-templated transcription. Gene Ontology annotation, molecular function: zinc ion binding; DNA binding. The coding region runs from base 1 to 1473 and encodes 490 amino acids. Lineage: Eukaryota; Fungi; Ascomycota; Eurotiomycetes; Chaetothyriales; Herpotrichiellaceae. The transcript is spliced from 4 exons.
AUGGAAAGAAUUGGGCUGAAGUGUAGCAUCGAGCAAAACACAGAGGAAGAUAGGGAACAGGCUAGUAGCGAGCAUCACUUUAGACCAGGCGACUCUCAUUGGAGCCCCAUUGUGACUGCAGUGGGAGCAGCAGACAUGUCUACGGCAUGUACAUAUCCCAGAUCAGAAUAUCCUCCCGUCUGGUUUCAAGAUUUAUGGAGGAGCAGCACCUCCUUGGACAUCUUACCAUCUGUGCAGCGCGACGUCGCUGGGAACAUCGACCCCUAUUUCAAAAGUUUCAAUAAAUGGCUGCCCGUUGUGGACGCAUCGUCUUUAUAUCGUCGGUGCGACGACCUUCCGAGUUCUCAGGAUGCCGAAUUCUCAAUACUACUGUUAACCUGUGUUCUCUUAGCCCGAGUGUCUCAGCCAUCCAGGGCAGACGACAAGCAGCAGAACGAUGGGCUGUACAUGACGAUAAGCUUGUCUCUUACAUCACUUACCUCCAAGGGGAGUUUGAGUCUGGAAAUGUUACAAGCCGAGAUUUUGCUUGCUUUAUAUGAACACUUGGACGCAAAUCACGUCGCGGCCGCUGCCACUAUUGCUUCAGCUGCGGUUAUCGCUGGGAAUCUCGGCUUAUUUCAGUGGCAGUGUCAAGCCGUACCCAGCCAAAGAGUUCUUGUGGAUGAAGAAAUGUGCAGAGUGGCCUGGUGCCUGUACAUUCUAGAGCGGAUGAUCAAAUGCAUUCAUUAUGAUGACAAUUGGACACCUAUCUCUUUCUCGUGCCCCCGACCUUGUCCUAGUCUGAUUCUCUCCGAUGAAGAUGGAAGACCUGUGAGUAUGGGGCUUGACAUGGGCCUUGAAUGCACCAAACGAGGUUGCUGUCCAGUCCAAAUUUCGGCAUCCGAGUUGCUCGAUACUACCUUGUCCUUUUUCAACAGGCUCUGCCAGGCUUCAUUUCUUCUGGAGCUCUCUCUUGAUAGCUCUUUGGAUCCGUCCGCGGCAAACAUGGUCAAAAUUGGGGAAAUGGUCUCCAACCUGGACAAAGCCAUCAACAUGCUUGCUUCUUCCCUGCUUAGGGAUCGUGAUCGGGGGUCUCAUAUGAAUUGUUCCAUUCUUGGUAUAUGCGUGAGCGCUAUGAUGAUACUCCACGACCGGGCCGGUAAACUGGCUUCCCUCGAUGUGCUUCCGCAGGCCCAUAGUCACCAGAUUGGUCUGACCAUAGCCACAAGGAUGGUCUUUGAUCGAGUCAACAUCGUUCCGACCUUGCAGUACCAGUAUUCCCAAGUUAUAUCCUUGUGGGAACUGCAUUGCUUUUACUUUGCGGCGGAAAUUUAUUUACGGUACGAUCUGUGCGGAACAUUCGGGAAAAAUGCAGACAUAGCCUUGCAGACAAUAAAGAGAACGCUAGAAAGGUAUCGAACCUACUGGAAACUCGCGAGUCAGCUAUUGUCGAAAAUCAGUGCCGUCCCAACACCCUUAAUUGACCGAAUCUAA